Molecule: messenger RNA, 678 nt
Organism: Acanthosepion pharaonis
Lineage: Eukaryota; Metazoa; Mollusca; Cephalopoda; Sepiida; Sepiidae
Source: the annotation of a GenBank genome assembly
AUGAUUUCUAAUUAUCGAAACCAUUUUUUUUUCAGUGGAAUCGUAGUAGUGGACAUUGACCUGAACAAAGUACAGAUCAACCAGUGUGCAAAAGACGGAUCCCUCUUCUCCAAUUCACACAAAUGCCGACUUGAAACUACAGAGUGUGUUGCAGUUCCAGUGAUUGGCAAAUUCAAACGUGGUUCCUAUCGAUGCCAAUGCAAACCAGGUUAUUAUUUCCCGACCCUAAACGCGAGCCACAAUUAUUUCAACGGCACACUGGUGGAGAACCAACUGCUGGAACGACUUAGGAACGGCAGCACCCAGGCAGACCCUUUGUCCGAUUCUUUUCAAUGUCAGCCUUGCCGAAAGGGUUGCCCGAACUGCGUCAGCGACCAGCCGUGCUUUGUCGAGUACAAUAUCCUGCUACGGGGUAUACCGCUUGGAAUACAGAGUUUUUGUAUGACAAUCACAAUAGUAUUGGCUCUGGUCAUCUUCCGGCUUCGUAAGUCUAAGGUUAUAUGCAAUAGUUUUUGGGCAAUGCUAGAAUUGCUGUUAGUAGGAUCUUUAUUACUUUAUUCCACAGUUGUGAUUCGUUACUUUGAACCAACGAUGUUGACGUGUCUGCUUGUGCCGUGGUUCCGAGAGGUUGGCUUUACCAUUGUUUACGGUGUUCUUAUACUCAAAAUGUACAGGUGA